GGGAACUAGACAGCAUCUUAUGAAUAUAUCUGGGAGAGGAAAACAGCUACUGUGCGUGUGUGUUACAGUCAAUAGGACGACUGGUGCCUGAAUAUCGUGUGGUCUAGAUGUGCCCUAUGCUUCAAUCAAAAUGAUGAUUCAGUCCAUGCCAAUGUUGACAUAAAAAGCUGUGUUUCAAAGUACUUAUAAAGGCAAUCCGAGAAUACCAUGUACCCUUUAUGGAUAUAAACUCUAAAGCUUUAUUCUGUAGAACAACAUGUCGUUACCAAAAAUUCAAAUUGAGGAUGCAGAAGAAGAAGCAGAAUCUAAUGAAAUUCAGCCUCCCGAUGAUCAUCUCAGAAGCUUAAAGGCUCUCACUGAAAAACUAAGAUUGGAGACUAGAAGACCUUCCUACCUAGAAUGGCGUGCAAAGCUUGAAGAUCAGCCAUGGAAAACCCCAAAGCCUACUGGAGAUCAAGAGGCGAAGGAGCCCCGAAAACCACUGGAAGGAACCAAAAAUAUGAAAUCGGUUCAACCCUGUGCAAAUGCUACAAAUGAGGACAUUCAUACGUCAGGGAAAAUAAAUGGAUUUGAUAAUAUUGAUGAUGCUCUAAAUUGGCUCAGGAAGGAACUGACAGAAAUGCGCCUUCAAGAUCAACAGCUGGCCAGGCAACUCAUGAGACUUCGCAGUGACAUAAACAAGCUGAAGAUCGAGCAGACGUGUCACCUACAUCGAAGGAUGCUGAAUGAUGCAACCUUUGAACUAGAAGAAAGGGAUGAACUAUCUGAUCUUCUAUGUGACUUCCCUCUGAUAUCUUCAUUCAGCCUCUCAGCUCCCCUUAAACUUAUUGGUGUUACCAAAAUGAACAUCAAUUCACGGAGGUUUUCACUCUGUUAGAUGUUGCCAAUAGAACCUUAAAGUAAAGACUAAGGCUAUGUUUUAUAAUGGGCUUGAAUUAACUAUACAAUUAAAAUGUAAAAUGUUACUGCCUUACAACAAUAACAUCUAUUUAAAGAAAGCCAAUAACUGUGGAAUAUGUGCGUGAUCCAAAAAAGGACAGCAUAAUAUGUAGCAGUGCACGGUAGGGAUCCAGAACCAAUGUAACCAUUAUAGGACCCGUUCAAUACAAUGUAAUCUAUUUUUAGUUCAGCAAAAUUUGAGUGACAAUACACAUAUUACUACCACUAACGUGUAACAACUCUUUUUCUAGAUUCUAAUAUGUGAGUGUGAUAAACCAUUUUCAAUUUUGAAGCCAUUCCUCUCUAUAAAAAUGCCUGGCUUUCUAGUGGUUUUCAAAUGGCUUCAUUAACUUAACAGACACUGCACUAAGGGGUCAAUUUAUCAAAGGCUUCGUCCCCCAUGACUGCAGGUUCUCACAAGAGAACCUGCAGCAGUCCGUAUUUAAGAAGCAGCAGUUAUCAGACCUCUGCUUCCCUAACCUCAUCGCCACCUCUCGUCCGACCAAGGAGAUUGACAGCUUCUGGCCAUGCACGAUUGGCUGUGCGCGGGCAGGGGGCGGCGUUGCACAAGAGCGAAAAUUGUGUUCUUAUGCAAUGCUGAAUUCCAACAGUGGUAUUCAGCCAGUCAGAGGUGAGUUGCAGUGCACAGGGCCGCGUAUGUAUGCCCCUGUCUGCCGUAGCUUGAUAAAUCGACCUCUAAAAGUCCCCUCACCAAUGACAAUGCAUCAGUGUUAAUUGUCCCCAGGUUUUGGCUAAUUUAACACAGAAUAACGUUCCUUUUUUGUCUGCAACACAUUCUCAAUUGCAGAAUUGAACAAACAUAAUAAUUUUUUCACUUCAUAAAAUGUUAUGGUUCAAAAAAUAUUGAUGCUUGAAUGAAUUUUGAUGCACUCAAUCUUAAAGUUGAACUUUUAAUAUUAUUUUAAAAAUGUUAUUUUAUGUAAAAUAUAUAGAAAGUCUCAACAUAUGCCGCUAAUGAUUCCCCAUGAGUUGCAAACCAGUGCUGGGAACUAGAACACCUACUUGUUCCUUAAAUAAAAAUUUCCAAAGAAAUGAAAAUUGUAUAUAAAGAAAGGAACCAAAGGGAAAAAAACAAAGAAUUGUCCUUUGUAUGUACUUGGCAAUAACAGGUCACAUUGGUAUCAGGUACCACUUUUAAACUUAUAUUAAAAGUUUGGUUUCAAAGGGAUACUAAACCCAAUUUUUUUCUUUAAUGAUUCAGAUAGAUCAUGCAAUUUUAAGCAACUUUCUAAUAUAAUCCUUCUAUCAAUUUUUCUUUGUUUUCUUGCUAUCUUUAUUUAAAAAGCAGGAAUUUAAAGCUUAAGAGCCAGACCAUUUUAGGUUCAGCACCCUGGAUAGAACUUGCUUAUUGCUAACUACAUUUAGCAAACCAAUAAGAAAGCAUAACCCAGUUUCUAGACCAAACAUGAGAUGGCUCUUAAGCAUUAAAUUC
This is a messenger RNA of Bombina bombina (fire-bellied toad), 2392 nucleotides long. RefSeq names its product family with sequence similarity 167 member A (gene FAM167A). The coding region runs from base 257 to 877 and encodes 206 amino acids. The record is from RefSeq and is a predicted model, not a curated record. The transcript has 3 exons. Lineage: Eukaryota; Metazoa; Chordata; Amphibia; Anura; Bombinatoridae.